Molecule: messenger RNA, 5184 nt
Organism: Chelmon rostratus (copperband butterflyfish)
Lineage: Eukaryota; Metazoa; Chordata; Actinopteri; Chaetodontiformes; Chaetodontidae
Gene: stard13b
Product: StAR-related lipid transfer (START) domain containing 13b
Exons: 18
Coding region: 1-4416 (1471 amino acids)
Biological process (GO): signal transduction; actin cytoskeleton organization; regulation of Rho protein signal transduction
Molecular function (GO): protein binding; GTPase activator activity; lipid binding
Source: RefSeq, a predicted model, not a curated record
AUGGAAGAACAUCAAGCUGGGACAGCUUCAGGAUUACAAAAAUUAGCCUUUUCAACACAGGAGUUGACUUCAGAAUGCGCCGCUUUCUCGGCUGACAGCUCAGCAGAUCACGGAGGGGAUGGUUGUCUCCCUGAAGCCCAAAGCUCGCUGUCAGAGCCAGAUGAGGGCAUGCACAAGCUGAAGAAGAGUUUUGUUUUUGUCAGUCAAAACAACACUGAAUUCUUGGAAGCUGUGUGCGUACAGGAGCCUGAACAAGUGUCAGUCAUUCCUGGUGAAGCGCACCUGGACUCAAACCAGCUGGCCACAGCUCAGCUUCGUGAAGCAGGUAUUGUCUCAACAUUGCCUAUGUCAAAUGACAACUGCUCUGAUAGCAUUUCACUUCCUGUUCCUGUCGCAGAAGGCCAUUCAGACCAGGUGGUCAUGAAUCAUGCAGGUCAGACAGUGGACUCUAACUCGGGCUGUGGAAAACCAGACUUUGAAAGCUUAGAGCCAAUCUCAAAUGGCCAUGUCUUUAGGCCUCCAGAUCCUACCCCCGCUGUCCCCACAGCUGGUCCUGAUUCCUGCUGGAGAGUUCUGGAUCUCCCACGCAUCGUGAAGCACAAACCAAGCUCCAUCACCUUCUCACACGACGCCUGUCCCCUCACAGCCCACGGCCAUGCAUUUAUCAAUGAGAGCUCUGACGAUGGCAAGUCUUCACAGGGGGACGAGAAGGAGGAUGACGAUCACGACGAUGGUGAUGAUGAUGAUGAUGAUGACGACGACGAUGUUUUCCCAGAGCUGCCUCAGAGCAGAGAGCUCCUUGUCAAUCACAGACAAAGGAGCAAAGACAAGCAGAAGAGGAGAAGUGCUGUGAGUGCCCGAGAAGAAAUCGAUCACGUGGCCAGGAACUGUGGUUAUGAAGCGGAGGGGGAAAGCAGCAGUAAGGAGGAAUCCCUGCAGGUCAAGUCUCCCUGGUCAGUGUCCAUGAGCCAGCUGAUGAGGAAACUGGACCAGCUUAAUCAAGACAUAGAGGAGGCCCUGAGUGCGAGCUCCUCCCCCUCCAACACACCCAGCACCACCCGCAAGAAACAGUGGGGCUCUCUUUCGAAGUCCACGUUAAACCAGCCGAACGACCAGGAUCUCCAAAGACCGGACGGAGGGGAAUGUCUGAGCCAUGACAGGUCUUCUUCGCCUCGCAGUGCCUCAAGAGCAGUGACCAAGAAGACGAUGUUCAAUAAGAGGACCACUGCAGCAGGGGCAGAAAUUGAGGCGAAAGAGGCGUGUGACUGGCUGCGGGCAGCAGGAUUUCCCCAGUAUGCUCAGCUCUUUGAAGAUUCCCAGUUCCCGAUUGACAUCACUCCUGUGAAGAGAGACCAUGACUUCCUGGACAAAGAUCUCGUGGAACCGCUUUGCAGGCGACUCAACACCUUGAACAAGUGUGCGUCUAUGAAACUGGAUGUGAACCUUCCAAAGAAGAAAAGUGAAGACUCUGAUGAAGAAGACCUGUUUGCUAUCAGUGACAAAUGGACCUUUGAGUGGAGCAGCAGGCGUUGGUCCAGGUUACAGGACAUUGACUGUCUGCUGGGAAAUCACGGGGAGGGUCAGCCCUCCAGGGACGGCGUGCCUCUGAGAACCACCACCAGCAGUGAGAGUGUUUUGACGGACCUCAGCGAGCCGGAGGUCUCUUCUCUGCACAGCGAGAGCAGCGCCGGCAGCGGUCACAGGGGCCUCAGCACGGAGGACUCAGACUGCUCCAACCGCACCUGCUCGGAUUCUGCAGCAAUGCCAGACUCGACUUCUCUCACGAUGCCUCACAUCCCCAAAGAAAUUACUCACUAUGGCUCACUACCCGAUAAGCACGGCAAGGCGAGCCGCAUCCGCGCCAAAGACUUCCUGAAGCGCAUGGAGACACUGCGCUCCAGAGGAACUCUGGGAAGGGCUCGUAAGACAUUGGUCAUCAGCGCUCCGGUGCUGCAGCAGGAGGCCCAGGCACUGAAGACGCUGCAGUGUGUUGAGAUCAUAAAUGGAGAUGGUGGAACUCCAGAAACACUGUCCAACAAAAUUCUGCCGUCCCAGUCCAGUAGUGAGGGUAGCAGCCAUUCUAGUGGCAGCGCUGUCAGCACACCCAGUCUGAAGGAGCGUAAGCCUCACCGGGCGGACUACAAGCGCAGUGGCAUGUAUUUGGAGGACAUAGACAUCUUCUCGGGCACCCAAGAGAAUAAAGUUGCAGAAGAAAACCGCAGGAAUGAAUUCUGCUCCUAUGAAGACCUGGUGGUCCACAUUCCCAAAGACCACAAGCCAGGAACCUUCCCCAAAGCACUGUCCAUAGAGAGCCUGUCCCCAACCAAUGGGGCCUCCAUCAACUGGCACACAGGCAGCAUGCACCUGGACUCCCCACUGAUUACAUGCAGGAAUGACUCCAGGCCUGUCACCCAGUGCUGCUCCAGAGGCAGCCGCAUCAGCGUGUACGAUAAUGUUCCUGGCUCGCAUCUAUACGCCAGCACAGGAGACCUAAUAGACCUGGAGAAAGAGGACCUGUUCCCUCACCUGGACGAUAUCUUGCUGCAUGUCAAUGGUCUGCAACAGAUAGUGGACCACUGGUCCAAGAAUGUGUUACCCAUUGGAGAAGGGCUGGCGAAGGUGGAUGGCGAGAGGGAAGAUAUUGGAGGCCUCCAGUCCUCUAGCCAAAUCACAUUAGACUUUGAGGGAAACUCUGUCACAGAAAGCCAGACACCACUGAGUUACGGGGACAGAGACAGAGUAUCACUUGCUGAGACAGAAUCUGCAAGGCUCAGGGAAAGGAGGGACUCAGGAGUAGGCGCUUCACUCACAAGACCUAAUCGGUUACGAUGGCCCAGCUUUCAGAUAUCAAAUCGUCUAAGUCACUCAGUGGCAUCCCUGCAGAUUACCAACCAGUCUGCAGGCCAGCUGAGUUUGUUGCAGAAGUUUUCCCUCCUGCGCCUUACUGCAGUCAUGGAGAAGUACUCAAUGUCCAACAAGCAUGGCUGGACUUGGUCCGUCCCAAAGUUCAUGAAGAGAAUGAAGGUACCAGACUAUAAGGAUAAGAAUGUGUUCGGAGUGCCUCUCAUUGUGCAUGUGCAGCGUUCUGGACAACCGCUGCCCCUCGGCCUGCAGCAGGCCCUGCGGUACCUGAGGAGCCAGUGUCUUGACCAGGUGGGUCUCUUUCGUAAGUCAGGGGUGAAGUCUCGGAUUCAAGCUCUAAGGCAUAUGAAUGAGAGCUCUCCAGACAAUGUGAACUAUGAGGAUCAGUCUGCCUAUGAUGUGGCCGACAUGGUGAAGCAGUUCUUCAGGGAUCUGCCUGAGCCUCUGCUCACCAGCAAGCUUGGGGAGACCUUCCUCCAUAUCUACCAAUAUGUGCCGAAGGACCAAAGGUUGCAAGCUGUCCAGGCAGCCAUCAUGUUGAUGUCAGAUGAAAACCGAGAGGUGCUGCAGACACUGCUCUGUUUCCUCAGUGAUGUCACUUCCUCUGUGGAGGAGAACCAGAUGACACCCAUGAACAUUGCUGUGUGCCUGGCCCCCUCCCUUUUUCAUCUCAACAUAUUGAAGAAAGACAAUCUCUCACCAAAGGCCAUGCAGAAGAAGUAUGCCACAGGCAGACCCGACCAGAAGGAUCUGAAUGAAAACUUAGCAGCAACACAGGGCCUCGCUCAUAUGAUCAUAGAGUGCAACCGUCUCUUUGAGAUCCCUCAUGAGAUGGUUACUCAGUCGCGUAAUUCAUAUGUGGAGGCUGACUUGCAUGCACCAACAAUUGGCGAGUUGUGCAAGCAGCUGGAGGAUGAUGAUGGAACGUACCAAACUCAUAUGGAGGGGAGACUUCAGAACCUGCUUAAAGAGGCCCGGGAAAAGUCCAAAUACUGGAUGUCCUGCAGCAGCUCUGAUAACACAGAGCUCUACUAUAAGAAGGUGGGAGAUGGGAACCCUUUGAGACGAUGGAGAGUGUCUGUGGAGGUUGAAGCGCCACCAUCUGUAGUGUUGAACCGUGUGCUGCGAGAGCGCCACCUGUGGGAUGUGGACCUGCUGCAGUGGAAAGUGUGUGAAACACUGGACAAGCAGACGGAGGUGUUUCAGUAUGUCCUCAAUCGCAUGCCCCCACAUCCCAGCAGGGACUUUGUGGUUCUCAGGUCAUGGAGGACAGACUUGCCCAAAGGGGCCUGCUCCCUGGUUUCUGUGUCUAUAGAGCAUGAGGACUGUCCUCCUGUUGGAGGUGUACGAGCUAUAGUCCUGGAGUCCAACUACCUGCUAGAGCCAUGCGGCUCAGGAAAGUCCAGACUAACUCACAUCUGCAGAGUGGACUUGAAGGGAAGGACUCCAGAUUGGUAUAACAAAGCCUUUGGUCACCUUUGUGCUGCAGAAGCUGCCCGGAUCCGCAACUCCUUUCAGCCACUAAUCACAGACGGCCCAGAGACCAAAAUCUGAAACGCUUUGCUAGUUGUGUCUGCUCAGCCUUGAGAUCAAGAUUGAGCCUUUGAGUCAUUGCUAACAGGCGGACACAACAUGUAAACAGGACCCCAGAACUAAAGCACAGUUUAUUCUGUUUUUUUUCCCCAGACUAGAAAUAAUUUUGAGCUCCUCUGUACUUGCACAAUGACAAAAGAGGACAUGUUACAGGUGCUGAGCAUACAGUAAUUACUCAACAGGAAAUUAAUCAUCCUGCCAAUGUCCUUAGCAUUAGGAGUUUAUUUACCAUCAUGUUGCUAAACCUGUAUAUUCUGAUAAUUAUUAUCUUUAUUAAUGGUAUUGUAUUACUGUUGCUUCAAUCUACAAUGUCUAGGACAUUCAAGCUCUUAAACGCUUCUGGGAAGCAUGUAUAUGUUAUUCAUUUCAGAUUUAAAGCUAUAAUGUAGACUCAAGUGUCUGUAUAUAUGUGUGUGAAUAUACUGUACAUGCAAACGAGAUGUAUAUACUGUAUAUAUUUGAAGGGAUAAAUAAUACAUAUGUUAAUAUCCUAUAUAUUGAUUAUUUCACUGUGUUAUCUUUCCUGUAAAACACAUGGUACAAAAUCGUAAGCUGGUUUUACUUGUUUCAGUAUUGUCAUUUUGGAAUGGGUGUAAUUUUAUUAAACUUUGACCUCCUAUGGUUGUGAAAAGAAUGACUUAAGGUUUGACUUGAUUAAACCUGCUUAAGGGUACUGGAUUGUGCAGUCAAGUACAACAGACAUCAUUUUUUAAAUAAAACUAUCAAAAU